Messenger RNA from Nematocida ausubeli, 1593 nucleotides. RefSeq lists its product as uncharacterized. Lineage: Eukaryota; Fungi; Microsporidia. The transcript has a single exon. The coding region runs from base 1 to 1593 and encodes 530 amino acids. Gene Ontology annotation, cellular component: Ndc80 complex. Gene Ontology annotation, biological process: attachment of mitotic spindle microtubules to kinetochore. The record is from RefSeq and is a predicted model, not a curated record.
AUGCGUAGAGCCACCAUGGCAGGCGUGCCAGCCAGAAAUUCAAUUUCAGGAGAAGCCAGUCGAUUAACACUUAGUGAAGACCCAAGAAAGAGACAAAGAAACCCAAGAGACAAAGGACACCAGGAAGAAAAUAUAAAUGCAAUCACAAACUUCCUUGCGUCAACAGAAUAUGACAGGCCCUUUUCUUAUUCCCUUCUAAGCAACCCAUCCUUAAAGGACUUUCAGUCUAUUUUCAGACACAUUCAGUCAUUCAUUGACCCAACCAUAGAAUUCACCAAGAAAUUUGAAGAGGAGGUGCCUUUCUUCUUACGAGCAAUCAAGUACCCAUACACAUCAGAGAUUAAUAGAAGCCAGCUGAUUGCAAUUACGCCGCACACAUGGCCAGUUCUUCUGUCUAUGCUUGGGUGGCUUGUGAAAAUAGUCAAUAGCACGUACGAGCUGAUGAAUAUUCCAUCGAUUGAGGAAGAGUCAAAGAGCAUUUUCUACGAGUUUUUGUAUAAGGAGUAUGCAAACUAUAUGGAGGGCAGAGACAGCAAUGAUUUGGAGGAGGCAGUAGAGAGGGAGAUAGCUCUAAAGAAUAAAGAAAGAAUAGGAAUAGCAGAAGAGAAGAAAGAGUAUCUGAGAAGACUCAAGGGGGAAAUAAAGAAUGAAAGCACGCAGGAUCUGGAGGAUGCAAAGGAGAAGCAGAGGCAGGCCCAAAUUGACUUGGAGAAGAUCAUUAGUCUAAGGAAGACGCAGGAGGUAAAGAACAAAAACUACAAAAAAUCACAUGAGGAAGUGCUCCGGGCGUACAGAAAGCUAAAAGACGAGUCAGCACAGCUUCUGCAAAGAAAGCACGAGCUAGAAGAGGAGAUAAAGAUGCAGCCAAUCAAGCCAGAAGAUGUGCAAGAGAUGACAUACGAGCGAGAUCAGCUAAUAAAGUCGCUGGAGGAGAUAAAGAGAUCGAAGACAAUUCUGAUCCGGGAGAUAGACAUCAAAAAUCAAAUGAUAAAAACCCAGGUGGAAGAGUUUGAGAGUAUUCUGGCAGACAUUAAAAAGAUUCGGACAGGCAUGGAUAUAUCAAUUGAAAUUAAAAGAACAAAGACAGCAACAGAUCUCCUAGAGUACGAGGAAUAUUCUGUUGAGGGGAAUAUUCUAAUGCACGAAGGUGCAGCAAAGGAAAGGCUUGAGAGGCUUCAGCACGAGAUUGAGAAGAUAGAAGCAGAUGCAGAGCAAGAAAAGGAAAGAAAUAUUCUCUUAACAGAAACACACAGUGCUCUUUCAGAUGAAAUAGAGCAGAAAGAAGAAAGAGUGAAAGUUCAUGCGCAGGUCUACAUAGAAAAGAAAGAGGCAACAGAAGAGGAAUAUAAAAUGACAGUGGGCCGGGUAGACAAAGCAGAAACUGAAUUGUUAAAGAUACAGACAGAAGGGGACAACGGGCUCUUCCAAAGCGAGCAGGUCCUGGAGAGAAUAAAAAUCAGGAAGGGAAGGGUUUUAAGUAAAAUUGCUGUAGAAGAGGCAGAAACACAAAAAAUAACGGCAAUUGUGGCAGCAAACAUUCAAAGCCUGAAGGAAAGAGUGGAAGAAGCAAAAACCACACUGGAGCUACCGUGA